Messenger RNA from Ogataea haglerorum, 948 nucleotides. RefSeq lists its product as uncharacterized. The transcript has a single exon. The coding region runs from base 1 to 948 and encodes 315 amino acids. The record is from RefSeq and is a predicted model, not a curated record. Gene Ontology annotation, cellular component: Gtr1-Gtr2 GTPase complex; nucleus; fungal-type vacuole membrane. NCBI's taxonomy places the organism in Eukaryota, Fungi, Ascomycota, Pichiomycetes, Pichiales, Pichiaceae. Gene Ontology annotation, biological process: regulation of autophagy; cellular response to starvation; cellular response to amino acid stimulus. Gene Ontology annotation, molecular function: GTP binding; GTPase activity.
AUGGGCCGCUCCGGCUCGGGUAAGUCGUCGAUGCGGUCCAUCAUUUUUUCAAACUACUCUGCAUUUGAUACAAGACGCUUGGGGGCUACAAUUGACGUUGAACACUCGAAUCUACGCUUCCUCAACAACAUGACACUCAAUCUUUGGGACUGCGGUGGACAAGAUGUAUUCAUGGAAAACUUUCUCAAUAACGACUCAGACACCCAGAGUUCCAACUCAUCAAGCAAUAUAUUCAAGAAGUGCGAGGUUUUGAUUCAUGUCUUCGAUGUCGAGAGCAAGGAGGUCCAGAAAGACAUAGAAAUAUUCAAGCGUGUGCUAGAUAAUCUCCACAAAUUCUCUCCAGGAGUCAAGAUAUUUAUUCUUGUCCAUAAGAUGGACUUGAUUCAAAUCAAUAAAAGACAGGAGCUUUUCGAUAUCAUGUUCAACAAAUUGCACCACGUUGCGUGGGAUAGUUACAAGUUUAAGAUUAAAGGCUUUGCAACAUCCAUUUGGGAUGAAAGUCUGUAUAAAGCUUGGUCUCAAAUUGUCUGUUCGCUGAUCCCAAACAUUUCGCUCUACGAACAACUUCUGAGUAAGUUCAACUCAAUACUCAAUGCCAGAGAGAUGAUCCUUUUCGAGAAAACAACAUUUCUAGUGAUAUCUUCCACUAACAAAUUCAAUAAUGGCUCUGAUGAACUGGAUCCGAAAAGAUUUGAGAAAAUAUCCAACAUUAUCAAGACUUACAAGCAAAGCGUGAACAAGAUAAGGACGAAUUUCAACAAUCUUGUUCUUCAUGGUCGAAACUCCUCUAUUUAUUUGGAUGUGCUCACCUCAAACAUAUACAUUAUGAUUAUUAUGGACAACCCGAAAUCAACAUUCACGGGACACCAGGUAGAUGACGAAAAUUUGGUUCUCGAAAACAUCAAGGUGGCAAGGGCGCAGUUCGAGAAGAUAGAAAAAGGAGUAUAG